CCACACCAUAUUUUGGGCGCCUCAGCAAAAUGAUCCGAUUCAAACACAUAUUCAAACUCACUGAACAAUUGAGUACUUCUUAAUUUCUGCGUUUAUUGACUCAGGCUAUCCACAUGCCAAAUAUACUUGUUAGCAAGGAUCGUGUCCAUAAAUAUCCUUCUAUAUAUCAUCCAAAUUUAUACCAAACAAGCAACCAGCAACAAGCAAUAUUGUUGUCCAACGAAUUUUUCUCAAUAUCCCUCCUCUCCUGCUCCAUUUCUUUGUGAUAUCAAUCCAAAUGGGUAGCCUUAAUUUCGAUCAUCCGCCAGAAUUCUUUCCAAACGAAAGUCCUCUAGAUCCCAACGAGUUUAGGAGACAAGGCCACAUUAUAGUGGACUUCAUUGCCGAUUAUUAUGAAAACAUUGAGAAAUACCCUGUCCUAAGCCAGGUUGAACCUGGUUAUCUUGGAAAGCGAUUACCAAAAAAUGCCCCUGAUUAUCCUGAGCCCAUUGAAACCAUCCUCCAAGAUGUCCAGGAUCAUAUUGUCCCUGGUCUAACACAUUGGCAAAGUCCCAAUUUCUUCGCGUACUUCCCUGCUAAUGGUAGCAUUGCAGGGUUUAUUGGGGAAAUGCUGGCCACCGGAUUCAAUGUGGUGGGCUUUAACUGGGUUGCAUCACCAGCUGCAAGUGAGCUGGAGAGCAUAGUCAUGGACUGGCUUGGACAAUUGCUUUGCCUUCCAAACUCUUUUCUUUUCUCUGGCGGCGGUGGCGGGGUGAUCCAAGGAACUACUUGCGAUGCUAUCUUGUGCACUCUAGUUGCCGCGAGGGACCAAAUGCUGAGAAGAAUCGGGAGAGAGAAUAUUGGAAAGCUAGUGGUUUAUUGCUCAGACCAAACCCACAGUGCGUUUCAGAAAGCUUCCCAGAUUGCCGGAAUUCAUCCGAGGAACUUUCGUGCCAUCAAGGCCUCAAUAUCAACAUCAUUUGCUCUCUCCCCUGAAUCGCUACGUUCAACAAUCUGUUCAGAUUUACAAGAUGGCCUAAUUCCAUUAUAUCUAUGUGCCACCGUGGGGACAACUUCAACGGCUGUUGUUGAUCCACUUGAACCUCUAUGCAAUGUGACAAAAGACUACGGAAUAUGGGUUCAUAUUGAUGCUGCAUAUGCUGGAAGUGCAUGCAUUUGCCCAGAGUUUCGCCAUUUUUUGGACGGAGUUGAAGGUGCUAGCUCGUUCAGUUUCAACGCACAUAAAUGGCUCUUCACCAUGCUUGAUUGCUGUUGCCUUUGGGUAAAAGACCCAAACGCCCUGAUCAAAUCACUUUCGACAAACCCUGAGUUCUUGAGAAACAACGCCACUGAUUCAAAACAAGUGGUGGACUACAAAGACUGGCAAAUAGCAUUAAGCCGGAGGUUUCGAGCCAUGAAACUAUGGCUUGUGCUCAGAAGCUACGGCGUGGAGAAACUCAGGAACUUACUUCGAAGCCAUGUUCAAAUGGCCGAGCGAUUUGAAGAGCUUCUUGCCACCGAUAAGAGGUUUGAGAUUGUGGUUCCCAGAAUCUUUUCCUUGGUCUGUUUUAGGGUUUCCCCAUCAGCAAUUAGCACAGAGUUGUUGAAACAUGAAAACAACAUAAAUGAGAUUAACAAGAAGUUGUUGGAGUCUAUUAAUGCAUCAGGGAGUAUGCACAUCACACAUACGGUAGUUGAUGGCAUGUUUAUGUUGAGAUUUGCUGUUGGUGCAACCCUAACUGAGGAAAAACACAUCAUCAUGGCUUCAAAGGUGGUUAAAGAGCAUGCAGAUGCCAUCUUAACUUUUUGAUGGGCCUAUUACUUUCUUUAUUUUAAAUAGCUCCUAUUAGUUAUAAUUUCUAUUAGUACUAUUUUGACAAAUAGGAAGGAUUUAUAUAUCCAACUUAUUUGCGCUUCAGUUUGUAAUGCAUUUACUUAAAUUUAUAAUAAAGCAAAGUAUGUAGACGCAAUAUAUAAAAAUAUGAUUAGCUAGUGUGUAUUUAUAUUACUGAACUGAUCAUGAGUUAUAAAUAUUUGAGUGA
Ziziphus jujuba (common jujube) is the source of this 2021-nucleotide messenger RNA. Its product is annotated as tyrosine decarboxylase. Lineage: Eukaryota; Viridiplantae; Streptophyta; Magnoliopsida; Rosales; Rhamnaceae. Gene Ontology annotation, biological process: amino acid metabolic process. The transcript has a single exon. Gene Ontology annotation, molecular function: pyridoxal phosphate binding; carboxy-lyase activity. The coding region runs from base 278 to 1789 and encodes 503 amino acids. The record is from RefSeq and is a predicted model, not a curated record.